CGCCUCCGAAGCUACGAGAACCCUCCUCCCAUCGUGAGGCAAUCGCCAACGAGAAGCUUACAGAUCCCUCCAGAACAGGCUUUCGUAGCAUGCGCGUCCCUUCCUCGACGUGCGAGUCCAUUCUCGAAGGAUCUUGCGGCGGGUCCUUUGAUUUUUCAGCGAUGUUGCCGGAACGCUGGGGAAGGCACGAUGGUGCCUACUUCCAUUGUAUAAAUCCGUCGUCUUGAUCACGUCUAAUACCGAUUUCUUCUCAUCUGAUCAGAACAUCAAGAACAACAACAAGCAAACACAGCUACAACUCUCUCACACAAAACAACAAAAACAGCCACCUCUCCCAACUACUAUAUCUUUCUACUCAUAAACCAACCCACAAUACUACCACUUCACACCCUCACCACAACCAACAACAACACCAUCAAAAUGGCCGCCUUCUUCCCCCGCAACUUCUACAACUCCGACGCCUCUUUCACCCCUCUCUUCCGCCUUCUCGAGGACUUUGACAACUACUCCCGCCAGGGCAAUGGUACUCCUUCCGGUGGCGCCCGCGGCACCCACCGCAACCACGUCCCGACCUUCCAGCCCAAGUUCGACGUCCGCGAAGUCGAGGACGCCUACGAGCUGCACGGCGAGCUCCCCGGCCUGAGCAAGGAAGACGUCUCCAUCGAAUUCACCGACCCGCACACCCUGCACAUCCGCGGCCGCGUCGAGAGGUCUUACACCGCCGGCACCCCGCCCACCGCGGGCCUCCUCCAGUCCUCUUCCGGAACUGAGAUGAGCGGCGCCAUCACCGACGGUAGCGGCAACGAUACCGCUAGCACCACCACCAGCACUGAGCGCCCUCGCUCGCCUCACCAGGCUACCGUCGAGGAUGAGGACGACGACGAGACAAACUCCACCGCGCAGCCUACGCCCGCCACCACCGUCGCCGAGGUCGACAAGUCUGCCUCUGCCGCUGCUGCUGCACACCACCACAAGAAGGAGCCGGUCGACAACGCAAAGUACUGGGUCUCGGAGCGCAGCAUCGGCGAGUUCAGCCGGGUCUUCAACUUCCCCGGCCAGAUCAAGCAGGAUGCCGUCUCGGCUGGCUUCAAGGAUGGUAUCCUUUCGAUCCGGGUGCCCAAGGCUCCCAGGCACGAGACGCGCCGCAUCUUCAUCAACUAAGAUUGGCUCCGGUAUUUUUUGACACCAUCAUCAUGGCGAUUACGACCUGUUCGACUGUACAACAGUAAACAAUAAUGAGAAUUGAGUGGAUCGGGAUGGAUUUGAUGGAGGGAUUAGCACAAUGGGUCUUGCAUUGGGAUUGGUGUUUCGGCUUUCUUCCUGCUUUCCUUCGCUAUAUACUAUCAAUGAGAAUAAAACAGUUCAAAAACAGAUUGAUUCCAGCAUGCAUUUGUGAAGUUGUCUACUUUGAGCUUAACUUGAAAAGAGAUGGUGAAGGUCUGAGCUGGGAGUUACAACAUCUACAUGUGAUGUUACAAGCUGUUGGAUACAAGAACCACUUGUUCGGACAGUGGCUUAAGGCGAGUUCUCAACCGAGUCCUGACAUUUGAAGACUGCGACAGACCUGCGAAUACCUUAUCUUGAGGAUGUUAUGAUGGAGAAUUGCCGCGCUGC
This is a messenger RNA of Colletotrichum phormii, 1614 nucleotides long. RefSeq names its product HSP20-like chaperone. Gene Ontology annotation, biological process: response to heat; protein folding; protein complex oligomerization. NCBI's taxonomy places the organism in Eukaryota, Fungi, Ascomycota, Sordariomycetes, Glomerellales, Glomerellaceae. The record is from RefSeq and is a predicted model, not a curated record. The coding region runs from base 421 to 1161 and encodes 246 amino acids. The transcript has a single exon.